UGACUUUAUCAUCCUUAUCAUUUCAGAGAGAGACAGAAAGACAGGGAGCAUGACCAUAGUACCAUGAUGCUCCCGUGUGGCGUCUGGGGCAUGAUAAGGCAUGUGCUUUAGGGGGUGGGCUCUCCUGGCAUAGGCACAGAGCACUGAAGCCAAGUGACAGAGCUAUUCCUCUCUGGUGUCCAGGAGCCAUGACAGAAGAAGGUUCUGGGAAUCGGAACUGUUGUGUCAUUCGGAACUUUCUAGAAUGGUAGAAAGAGUCUUACACAAAGUUUGGGUUCUAGACCCUGUUCGGAUUCCAACUGGUUAUGCAAUUGAUAAAUCCCUCCUUUUCUCUGGACCUCAGUUUCCCCUCCUUCUAGAAAGCCCUUUCUCCCACCCCCCAGGUUAGCUUUAAUUCUCCCUACACAACACCCACCCAAGUUGGCUCUGGUUGGUUUUUUGAAUAUUUUGUUUUGUUUGCCUCCAGGAUUAGCACUGGGGCUCAGUGCCAGCACUUCAAAUCCACUGCUCCUGGUGGCCAUUUUUUUCCCAUAUUAUUGACUAGAACAAAGAGAAUUUGAGAGAGGAGGGGAGACAGAGAGAGAGAGAAAGACAGACACCUGCAGACCUGCUUCACUGUUUGUGAAGUGACCCUCUACAGGUGGGGAGCCGGAUCCUUGAGCAGGUCAUUGUGUUUUAGACUUAACUGGGCACGCCACCCCCUCCCAAAUUGGCUCUAGUUCCAGAAGCAGCUUUGAACUGAAGUAGAAAGGUCUUGCUCAUGAGAGUCGCACCCUUUUUUUGAGUUUCUCUCUGAAAGCUGGGGCGUAAACACAAGUCCCCAGGAGAGGAUCUGGCCUUGACAAGUUGUAAGUCACCAGAGGGGAAGGUGAUUCUGGGCCUCUGAGUGAGGCCUGGAGUGGGGGAGGGGCAGCAUCCAUUGUGAUGACCUCAUCUGCUCUGUGACAUCAUCCUCUCUCUUAACCCCCCACUCCUCCCUGAUCAACUGCUCUGCAAACAACCAUCAAUCUGAAUCCCAAAGACCUGCGAAAGUCUGUCCUCCAGUACCUGCUCCCCACCGUCUGCCUCAGCCAGCAAGACGCACCAUGAAACUGGAAUUCACAGAGAAAAACUACAACAGCUUCGUGCUGCAGAACCUGAACAAACAGAGGAAACGAAAGGAGUACUGGGACAUGGCCCUGACUGUGGACCACCACGUCUUCUUUGCACACCGCAAUGUGCUGGCCGCCGUCUCCCCGCUGGUGAAAAGCCUCAUCUCCAACAACGACAUGAAGACCACCGACGAGCUCUUCAUCACCAUCGACCCCAACUACCUGAGCCCAGCCACCGUGGACCAGCUUCUGGACUACUUCUACAGCGGCAAGGUGGUGAUCUCCGAGCAGAAUGUGGAGGAGCUGCUCCGGGGGGCCCAGUACUUCAACACACCCCGCCUUCGAAUCCACUGCAACGACUUCCUCAUCAAGUCCAUCCGCCGCGCCAACUGCCUGCGUUACCUCUUCCUGGCCGAGUUGUUCGAGCUCAAAGAGGUGUCGGACUUGGCCUACUCGGGCAUCCGAGACAACUUCCACUACUGGGCCAGCCCCGAGGGCUCCAUGCACUUCAUGCGCUGCCCGCCUGUCAUCUUUGGCCGCCUGCUCCGAGAUGAGAACUUGCACGUCCUCAACGAGGACCAGGCCCUCAGCGCCCUCAUCAGCUGGGUGUACUUCCGGAAGGACGAACGGGAGAAGUACUUCAAGAAGUUCUUCAACUACAUCAACCUGAACGCCGUCUCCAACAAGACACUGGUGUUUGCCAGCAACAAGCUGAUGGGCAUGGAGAACAGCUCGGCGCACGCCACCCUGAUCGAGAGCGUCCUCAUGGACCGCAAGCAGGAGCGGCCCACCAGCCUGCUGAACUAUCAGCGCAAGGGGGCCCUGCUCGACUCGGUGGUCAUCCUGGGCGGUCAGAAGGCCCACGGCAAGUUCAACGACGGGGUGUUCGCUUACAUCAUCCAGGAGAACCUGUGGAUCAAGCUCUCCGAGAUGCCCUACCGCGCGGCCGCACUCAGCGCCACCUCCGUCGGCCGCUACAUCUACAUCUCGGGGGGCACCACCGAGCAGAUUUCAGGGUUGAAGACGGCUUGGCGAUAUGACAUGGAUGACAACUCCUGGACCAAACUGCCCGACCUGCCCAUUGGGCUCGUCUUCCACACGAUGGUGACCUGCGGGGGGACCGUGUACUCAGUGGGUGGGAGCAUCGCCCCCCGGCGCUACGUCUCCAACAUCUACCGCUACGACGAGCGCAAGGAGGCCUGGUGCCUGGCCGGGAAGAUGAGCAUCCCGAUGGACGGCACGGCCGUCAUCACCAAGGGGGACCGCAACCUGUACAUUGUCACCGGGCGCUGCCUGGUGAAGGGUUACAUCUCCCGGGUGGGCGUGGUGGACUGCUUUGACACCAACACCGGUGACGUGGUCCAGUGCAUCACCUUCCCCAUCGAGUUCAACCACCGGCCGCUGCUCUCCUUCCACCAGGACAACAUCCUGUGCGUGCACAGUCACCGGCAGAGCGUGGAGAUCAACCUGCAGAAGAUCAAGGCCAACAAGACGACCGCCUCCGUGCCCCUCCUGCCCAACAACUGUCCCCUAGAUGUGUCCCACGCCAUCUGCGCCGUUGGGGACGGCAAGGUGUUUGUCUGCGGAGGCGUCACCACAGCCAGUGAUGUCCAGACCAAGGACUAUACCAUCAACCCAAACGCGUACUUGCUGGACCAGAAGACGGGCGAGUGGAAGACCCUGGCCCCCCCACCAGAAGCUCUGGACUGCCCUGCCUGCUGUCUAGCCAAGCUACCAUGCAAGAUUCUUCAAAGGGUUUAAACAACUUUUUAAGUGGGAGAAUAAGUAAAUGCAUUAUUAUUCAAAAUUUAAUGAGAGAGAGAAAGAGAGGA
This is a messenger RNA of Erinaceus europaeus (western European hedgehog), 2923 nucleotides long. RefSeq names its product calicin (gene CCIN). The transcript has a single exon. Gene Ontology annotation, molecular function: protein binding. NCBI's taxonomy places the organism in Eukaryota, Metazoa, Chordata, Mammalia, Eulipotyphla, Erinaceidae. The coding region runs from base 1086 to 2852 and encodes 588 amino acids. The record is from RefSeq and is a predicted model, not a curated record.